AUGGAGUUCCUUCGGAACCAGACCAUCCACCGCCGGUCCUUUUCCGGUUUCCGUUCACCUCCCCUGAAUAGCAAAUGGGCACCGCCAACACCUCGCCGCAACACUGUCAGCCUCGACAGAAGGCCUCACCGGCGGAACUCUUCCACAGCUCCCUUCCUCCCAGCUGUCGUCGCUAACGCUGUCACGCGUAAAGCGAAAGAGGAGGGCCUUCUUGAAGCCGCUCGCCAGGCCAGGCUCCUCGGCACAAUGGCCCAGCUCAUCUUCGACAUGCUCAUACAUAGCAACGACCAUGUACCCAACCCUGAUCCCAUCUGCGGCAUCGUUGGUAAAUAUCGAGGCUUCUACUGCAAAAAAUGCAAUAUGACAUGGACUUUCACUCGCUCCUUUGGUGAACACUUCAUUACAGAGCAGCACCUGAACGCAGGUCAACCUGCAGAUGCAAUGGGAUACAAUCAAUUAAUCGAAGCGAUCUGGCAGUCGAAAAGUACUUUUUUUAGACGCAUGGAUCUCUUUAACGAUGAAAGCGAACUUCGAAGGCUGGUCAUGGACUGCGUGGCGGCCUUGAAGCGGAUGAAGGUCAACUGGGAGGCUCUUGGAAGGGAAGAUUUCUGGACAAGGUCCAUAUUCACUAGAUACAUCCUUGCUGUAAGGUUCGGAAACGGUAUCGUGGAAUUGUUCGACCUCGACUGGCCUUUCGGCUUCAGAAUCGAGGAAAAUUGGGGGGAUUCUCGGAGGCCACGCAUGGUCGAGUAUCGUCCGAACAAGUACGAUACACCACUUCCAGGCCAGCGUUUCUUCAGGGCGGCAAACGUAUUCCAAAUUGGGUACUGGUCUGCUUGGCCUGUGCUCAGAUGCACUACUCCUGAUCUGUGGGUUCGCCAGUUGUUCCCACGAACCCAUUAUACUGGUGGUGAAGAGACACCGGUUCCUGUAGAGCAUAGGCGCGGCGAGGUGCGAUGUGGUAUCUGCCUCAUGUCCUUCGACGAGCCGAGCAUCGAAAUUGUUGCAGUCAGACAAUGCAAGCAUAUCUUUUGCGGUCGUUGCCUGGACACUUGGUGUGACAUGGAGCGAGAGGCGAGCAUAACCGUUCCGUGUCCUCUGUGUCGAGGCAUCAUUGGUUGGGCACCGAGCACCCUAGUCCAUGCAUACAAACGCUGCAAAGACACGAGGAAGGUGCCUUCUAAUUACUGGGCGUAUGAAGAGAUCGUGUGGUGGAAAGCGUAUCUGGAAGAGAAACGAGAGCGUCCGCCGAGCGUUCAGGACGUGGAGUUGUUGCAGUCUGCAUGGAGAUUUUGA
Molecule: messenger RNA, 1296 nt
Organism: Didymosphaeria variabile
Lineage: Eukaryota; Fungi; Ascomycota; Dothideomycetes; Pleosporales; Didymosphaeriaceae
Gene: BRH1
Product: Homeobox protein B-H1
Exons: 1
Coding region: 1-1296 (431 amino acids)
Source: RefSeq, a predicted model, not a curated record